AUGGAUAUUGCAAGCAACUGGACCACGGACGCAGCUCUCGGCUGUGACGAUUCUUUCGGCCCAACCGCUAGCAGCUGUGAGACACCUCGUUUCGACUUUACGCUCCUCUUUGAACAGUCCAUCUUGAACAUUGCGCCAUGUGCGUUGCUUCUAAUCUUUUCGCUGCCGCGAACUCUCUAUCUGUUUCGCAGCAAGCCCAAGGUUCUGCGCAGUCGAAUCGGUAUUCCGAAAUUGGUCGCCUACGCUGCUCUCAUUUCUCUGCAGCUAUCACUACUGGUGGUUUGGUCCGUCCAUCAUGAGGCUCUCACCCGUGCCUCUCUGGCAGCAGCGACGCUCAGCCUUGCCGAUGGAAUAGCACUCAGUGUUUUGAGCUAUUUGGAGCAUCGACGAUCAAUUCGGCCUUCAAGCAUCAUUCUCGUCUAUCUCGUGUUCUCAAUUGCUUUCGAUGCAGUCCAGUGCCGAACUCUCUGGCUUCUCAAAACAAAUGUCUUGGCUCCAGUCUCUACGGCUACACUGGCGUGCAAACUCGUCGUCUUUCUUCUUGAACUUGGAGAGAAGCGCCACAUUCUUCUGCAUCCCUGGAAUAAUCUAACACCAGAAACGACAAGCAGCAUCAUAAAUAGAAGCCUCUUUUGGUGGUUAAACGACCUUUUGCUUCGCGGAUUCCGUACGCCUUUGUCUACUGAUACGCUUUACGAGAUUGACGACAGCAUGAAAUCGGAGAGACUCUUCCAUAAAUUACAGGAUGCGCGUCAAAAAUGGUUCAGCUCGCGGAUUUCCAAUGGGUUCUAUCAGCACAAACUCUUCCGUUCUCUCACCAUGAUCCGAGGUGCUUUGACGUCCUUGGUCUAUAUCCGCACUCUUGAAGUGAGCGCCAUGUCUUCAGACACUGCGGCUAUUACACUAUCUGGCCCCGAUGUUACCUCAAUUACGAGAGCGUUUGAGAGCUUUCAUGAAAUAUGGGCAAAUCCUAUAGAAAUUGCGUUGGCCAUAUGGCUAUUGGCGAGAGAACUAGGUCUGGGAUGUAUUGGUCCCGCCGUCGCUGUUAUUGUGUGCACCAUUGCUAUGACGAGGCUCUCCAACUUCAUGGGGCCUGCCAUGAAAGCCUGGAAUGAAGCCAUCCAGAAACGUAUUACGACAACAUCCAGUGUAAUUGGCUCGAUAAAAGAGGUCAAGAUGCUAGGCAGAGCCAGCUCAUGGACAGAUAGCAUUCAACUGCUUAGAGUAGCAGAACUUGAGCGCUCGAAAAUGUUUCGUAGAUUCAUCACAUAUAUGAACAUCUUGGGCAAUACUCCAUCUGCUUUGGCUCCCAUUCUCACAUUUGGCAUUGCCAUUGCUGUGAGUCGCAAUGGAGCGCAGAAUCAGCUCUCCAUCUCGACCGCCUUCACCUCGCUAUCAAUCAUCGCACUGAUUACGAAUCCUCUGGCGAAGCUUCUCUCGUCUGUUCCGUCUUUCGUGAGCUGUAUUGGCAGCUUUGAGAGAAUCGAGGCAUUUGUUAAUGAAAGCCAAAAUGCGCCGUCUAUACCAAUUGCUAUACACGGUGAUGCAUCAGUCCAAAAUGAGAGCGAUAUGGCCUCCAAUAUUGAACUGAACCAUCUCCCUAAGCGAGGGUCGGCCAUAAUAGUGGCCGAUGAUGUCUCAUUCAAUGUGAAGCGUGAAGAAACUCCCGUGCUGCAAGGUCUAAACAUUAGCAUCCGACCGUCGACUUUAACACUAGUGACUGGAAAGAUUGGAUCAGGAAAGUCAAUGCUUCUACUCGGGCUCAUAGGCGAGCUUCAUGCAAGUGGCGAUUUGAAGCUUCCCUCAUCUGGGAUUGCAUUCUGCUCCCAAGCAACUUGGUUAGUCAACACUACCAUCAAGAGGAAUAUCACUGGACCGGAGGACCAAGAAAUCGACCCUGAGUGGUAUGAAACCGUAAUCCGAGUCUGUGCAUUAGAGAGGGACUUUCAGCAACUUCGAGACGGCGAUGAAUCCAUCGUCGGGAGUAAAGGACUUACGCUCAGUGGUGGUCAGAAGCAACGUGUUGCGCUCGCGCGAGCAAUUUACUCGAGAAAGCAAGUACUCAUAGCGGACGAUAUCUUUUCAGGUUUAGACCCAGAAAGCAGACGUCACAUUUGGACUCAAGUAUUUGGUCCAUUGGGAAUUCUCCGUCGUCAAAAGGUCACCGUGAUACUUGCAACACAUACACUGGAAUUUAUUCAAGACGCAGAUCACAUCAUCAUUCUGGAGAAUGGGCGCAUUGAACACCAAGGCACUUUCGGUGAGCUUUGCGAUUCAGUAGCCAUUCUUAAGAGUCAACAAGGCAAGGGAGAUGAUUCGACAUCUGAGAAUUCGUCAGACGAAAUUGAACCAAAGCUACCCAAUAUACAAAGACAAGAAACUGAGGCCGAAGAAACCGAAAACCUGACUCAACGAAUGGGAGAUUCGUCUCUUUAUGCUUACUACUUCAGAUCAAUAGGUUGGAAAUUAGCUCUAGGAUCACUGUUCUUUUCCACUACGGAACAAUUCCUUGCUCAAUUCUCUCAGGCGAAUGAGGGCCACUCUGAUACAAACACAGGCAUGUACUACGGUGUAUACGCCAUGUUUCUCUGUCUUGGAGUUGCAGCCAUUGGGGUUGAUUGCUGGUUCAUGUUUGUCGUUUUAAUUCCACGAUCUGCAGAAUGGCUCCAUUGGCAGUUGUUGGAAGCGACAAUGAAGGCACCGAUGGCUUUCUUCAAUUAUGUCGACACUGGCGACUUGAUUAAUAGAUUUAGCCAAGACAUGUCUCUUGUUGAUCGAGAAUUGCCUACAGCAGUUUAUACAACGACAUUUGGCCUUCUAUCAUGCAUUGGAGAUGCAAUCAUCAUCAUUGUCGGUGCGAAAUACCUUGCGGCAACACUACCAGUAGCAAUCCUAGUGCUCUACGCGCUGCAAAAAUUCUAUCUCCGAACCUCGCGCCAACUCCGUGUGCUUGACCUCCAAGCCAAAUCGCCACUGAACACGCAGCUUCUGGAGACCAUUGAAGGACUAUCAACCAUACGCGCGUUUCAUUGGCAAUUUGCUAUGACCAAGUCAUCUCUCGGAUUGCUAGAUCGUUCUCAGCGCCCACACUAUCUGCUUCUCUCCAUUCAGCGCUGGUUAAACUUGGUCCUUGAUCUCUUGGUAACUGUCGCAGCGGUGCUUCUUGUCCUCUUUGGAGUUACCACCAAGACUUCUACGCCGGGAAACAUGGCCAUUGCCAUGUACAGUGCGCUGGGCUUUAGUGGAUCGCUCGCCAACUUUAUCUCCUCUUGGACAUCACUCGAAACGUCUCUUGGAGCGAUCGCCCGACUUAAAGAGUUCAUGCAGGUCACUCCACAAGAGAUUGAGCCAUCAGAGGACACGCUUUUGAACCCUUCAACUUCAUGGCCUUCAAGAGGUCAAAUCGACUGGCAAAAUAUCGAGGCUUUCUAUACUAGAAAAGAGGGAGGGGGGGAUCCUGUCCUUCACAAAAUCUCUCUCCAGAUCCAGCCAGGCCAGAAGGUUGCCAUUUGCGGAAGAAGUGGAAGUGGAAAAUCAUCCCUGCUCUCAACGUUAUUUGGGCUGUUGGAUUACUCUGGGACCAUUACAAUUGAUGGGCUGGACAUCUCACAACUGUCUAAGCAAGCUCUACGGUCUGGUUUAAUCGUGGUUCCUCAGCAUCCAGUCUUGUUCCCAGGAUCGUUACGCUCAAAUCUUCUCUAUGACUCGGGUAAACAGAGACAAAUACUCUCAGAUGCCGACAUUAUUGCUCUACUCGAGAGAUUGGAAGUAUGGGACGCCGUUUGCCAGAGCGGCUCUCUCGAUACGGAAAUGACCGACUUGGCUCUGUCUUAUGGCCAGAAGCAACUUCUCUGUUUGGCGCGGGCCAUACUCCGUAAAGACGAAAGCAAAAUUGUCAUCCUGGAUGAGGCGAUGAGUGCGGUGGAUCAUCAUACAGAAGAACUAAUGAUCAAAGCUCUCGAGACCGAAUUUAAUGAGCACACCAUAGUCUCCAUCGUUCAUCGACUGAAUACAGUUCGAAACUUCGAUGCACUCGUCGUCCUCGAUCAAGGUAGAAUUGUCGAGAAGGGUGUACCCAGGGAGCUGAUUACUGAAAAUGGGCAGCUGAAAAGGUUCCAGAACGGCCGGAAAGUGUGA
Molecule: messenger RNA, 4137 nt
Organism: Trichoderma aggressivum f. europaeum
Lineage: Eukaryota; Fungi; Ascomycota; Sordariomycetes; Hypocreales; Hypocreaceae
Exons: 12
Coding region: 1-4137 (1378 amino acids)
Biological process (GO): transmembrane transport
Cellular component (GO): membrane
Molecular function (GO): ATP hydrolysis activity; ABC-type transporter activity; ATP binding
Source: RefSeq, a predicted model, not a curated record